GAUGGGUAUCUAUUACGCCACUCCAGCCCUGAUCGUGCAUUUGGCAUCACGCUGCUGUAAAACUCUCGGCGCAGCUGGUCCGUCCCCCAGUAUUGAAAUCAUCACCGACGUCUGCGAGCCUUCAAAAUGUCGACCUACAAACUCAUAUAUUUCGAUCUUCGCGGUAAGGGUGAACUUGCCCGUCUGAUACUUACAUACCAGGGCCAGGAAUAUGAAGACUCGAGAUUCUCUAUGGACCAGUGGCCGGAAAUAAAACCCAAAAUGCCCUUCGGACAAGUUCCAGUCUUGGAAGUUGACGGGAAAAUGUUUUCUGAGAGUGUGGCUAUAAAUAACUUUCUAGCCCGGAAGUUCGGGCUAUACGGAAGUACUGACUUCGAGAUGGUUGAGGUGGACCAAGUUGUGGGCAUCACCCAGGACAUGUGGAAGGUCAUCGUGGACUGGGUUCACGAAAAUGAUGAAACAAAAAAGGCUGCCUUGCAGAAGGAAAAUGAGGAGAAGAAUUUCCCCAAAUAUCUGGAUUUCUUCGAAAAGAUUCUGAAAACUAAUGACACUGGCUUCUAUGUUGGUAAUCAGCUGUCAUAUGCUGACCUGGCGGUGUUCGAUGCCCUGGACAUAGAAGUACCCGACUCUGUUGUGGAUCGGUUUCCCCUGGUUAAAGCCAACAGGGAGAGAGUGAGGACAAACGACAAACUCAAAGAUUACAUCGCGUCGCGCAAGGAGGCUACUGUCUGAGUCAGACAGAUAUCUUUGUCUGAUAUUUGACUCUCAAAUUGAAAUCCGCAUAACUUGAAAUCCCUUGAUCUGUUUAAAUACGCAAUGUCUAUUUUGAUUAAAUUGCUGUUAUGGUUUUA
Molecule: messenger RNA, 851 nt
Organism: Haliotis rufescens (red abalone)
Lineage: Eukaryota; Metazoa; Mollusca; Gastropoda; Lepetellida; Haliotidae
Product: probable glutathione S-transferase 6
Exons: 5
Coding region: 127-732 (201 amino acids)
Biological process (GO): glutathione metabolic process
Molecular function (GO): glutathione transferase activity
Source: RefSeq, a predicted model, not a curated record